AGCUCCCUUUGUCUGUUUGCUCAGCUUUGCGUUAAGGAAAUCCAAAAUACCCAGGGUGUAGGAGCUCUGCUUCAACGCAACCCCCCCCCCCCCCUAAAACCAAACAAGAAAACAAGGCGAGAAAAAUACUUAGAAAAAUUAGAGGACGCCGAGGGCGAAUGGGGCGCAAGCAUAGUCACCAAAAAGCGAUUUUCAACAUCCAGCAACACUUCACAAUGCUUCUUUUCGUGACUGGAGCAAGUUACUUGAGCCAAGAGAUGGCCAUGAUCAUUUGAACUCAAUCUUUCUUUGUAAUUUCAAGUUGAACGAAGCUGCCGCUUUUCUUUUCGGUCUAUGUUUUUGAACACAAAAGGAAUCUCAAAAGUGGACCUGGAUUUUCUCCAUCAAGGACUGCCAGAACUGUUGUGGCCCAAAAAGUUUUUUGCCUUUUCAUUGAUCGAACUUGAAGUCUCCAUCAGAACAUCACCCGGAGUAGAUUUCGCCUUCAAAAGUUUUGUGAUUGUAAAAAUUUGCUGACCGCAAUACGCCGCCAGUGUCCGAAGUUUGAUAACAUCAACUUAACUGCCUCUGUUGUCACUAAGUUGACCUCUUUGUGAGAGGGCUUUACAGCAACGCAACAGCGACUGGUUACUCAGGCCAAGUGCUCGUUGACCAAGCUUUAGUUUUCCAUCGUGUCUCACAGUUGGACUAUCUGAAGAAAAUGUGAAGAUAUCUCGCUUUCAAAGGACUGAGAUUUUCCAGCGUUUGGAUUUGAGAUCUGAGGCCAAUGGAUCUAUAGUAGUUUAUGUGAGGGUGGCACUGAACUAGUGCAGUUGCCUCAAGCUGCCUACUCUCAGUUGAAAAUGGCUGAAGUUAUGCAGGCCUGAGUGUUGUUUUGCUACUACAUAAUGUUUUUUCAAAAUAAUGAAUUCUCAGCUUCACAUUGGGAGUGUGGUACUGUGUAAGAGGACCCGGUGUGUCUACCAUUCUACCGCUUUCCCACGAUCAACGUCCUCGCAGCUGAAUUUCACACUGACUACAGCCCCUUCAGAGAGAGUGGUCUCCCUGUCUCCGAAUCCCCCCAGACCUGCGGCUUUUCUCAUCUCCACCGUGUGGCUGAUAUUCCCUUCCUGUUAUCUGUCAUGGGCACAGCAGUGCCCUGUCCCCCCUGUCGUCCUUGCCAAGCACGAUGUCAACGGCAACAGGACCGUACCACCAUUCCCCGAGGGACUGCAGAUGGCUAUGUUUGGGAUGGGCUGUUUCUGGGGCGCAGAGAGAAAGUUCUGGAAGCAGAAGGGAGUCUACUCCACCCAGGUGGGCUAUGCUGGAGGCCUCACCCCCAACCCCACCUACGAAGAGACCUGCACAGGUAGGACAGGCCAUACUGAGGUGGUGCGGGUGGUCUGGGAGCCAGAGAAGACCAGCUUCUCCAAACUGCUCAAGGUGUUCUGGGAGAGCCACAACCCAACUCAAGGAAUGCGUCAGGGCAACGACGUAGGAGCGACCUAUCGAUCAGCCAUCUACACAUACACACAGGAGCAGCUUGAACAGGCUCUGGCCUCCAAAGAUGACUAUCAGAAGUACCUGACUAUUCAUCAGGCUAACAGAGCCCCAUGCUGCUUCCCAGGGUGUAGAGCUGGCUAGCUGUUGUCAGGCCGGAGUUGAGUUGUCUGGGAAAGCCGGUGCAAUAGGGAGCACACUCCCAGGGAAGAGGAGGACGUGGAGGAGGAAGUGGAGGUGGAGGAGGAAGUGCAGCAUAUGGGAUGGAUUUGUUCCUUUAUGGAGCUGAGAUCCUGCAGCCCCUCCUCUCCUAAUGGCAGCCUAAUAACACAGCCGAUCAGGGGACACCCUCUCCUCCCUCUCUCCCCCUUCCCCCAUGUCCCUCCAUCCCAUUGCCCGUUCCUCUACCCCUCCCAUAGAGGCCCAGUCUCUCACCCAAAUGAGCCCCAUUUACACAUGCAGCCAGGUUCCACUGCCCAGCAGCCACUGCAGGAGAGGCCUUCUAUUGGCUGCUGUCAGUGUCUCCUUUACCACACAACUGCUACCACUACCUGGUGUAUUAUACUAUUGUUACUAUUCAUAGUAAGUUGAGGCCCCGACUGUGUUCCUAAAAAAAGACUAUCUAUCUAUCUAUCUAUCUAUCUAUCUAUCU
This is a messenger RNA of Oncorhynchus mykiss (rainbow trout), 2131 nucleotides long. Lineage: Eukaryota; Metazoa; Chordata; Actinopteri; Salmoniformes; Salmonidae. The record is from RefSeq and is a predicted model, not a curated record.